Messenger RNA from Apaloderma vittatum (bar-tailed trogon), 1146 nucleotides. RefSeq names its product sodium/hydrogen exchanger 5-like. NCBI's taxonomy places the organism in Eukaryota, Metazoa, Chordata, Aves, Trogoniformes, Trogonidae. The record is from RefSeq and is a predicted model, not a curated record.
GGUGGCCACGUGCUCUCAGCUGCAAAGCUGGCGCUGCCCUCCAUGCCCAGCCGCACGUCCAUGUCGGAGUACUCGGUCACAAACCUCCUGAGGGAAAGCGGGAGCGGCGCGUGCCUGGACCUGCAGGUGAUAGGCACGGUGCGGAGUCGCCGGGCUGGAAGAUGCUCUGAGGGGCCAACGGCUCACCCUGUGUCUCUUUGCCUCUCCCUCGGCCAGUACAAGGCCAGCUACAGCCGUCACUUCAUCUCUCCAGAUAAACAAGAGCGCCAAGAUAAAGAAAUCUUCCGGCAGAACAUGAAGAGGCGGCUGGAGACCUUCAAGUCCACAAAGCACAACGUCUGCUCCUCCAAGAGCAAGGCCAGGCUGAAGGAAAAGGGCAGGAAAAAGAAGAACAUCUCUCUGAGCAGCGAGGCGCCCAACGGGAAGACGCACAGAAACGUCCCCUGGCAGGAGGCAGGUAAGGCUGGUGACGGUGAGGUUUGCAGGUCCUGGUGAGGUGGGAUGGGAGCAGCUCCCUGUGUCUGCCUCACAUGGGUGGGGUUGUGCUAGCACCAAGUCCUCCUCACAUGGGUGCAGUCCGUCCCCCCAGUCCUCCAAACCAUCUCCCUCCAUCUGGCCGCAGCUCCUGUCCUCGUGAUGGUCAGCUCAGAGGAGGAGGAGGGAAAGACAACUCCUGGCAGCGUGGACGUCUGCCCCAGCCCCUGCAUCAUCCCGCCAUCGCCCACCCUGGCAGAGAAGGAGCUGCCGUGGAAAGGCGACCAGGCUGAUCUGGCUGUUUAUGUCUCCUCGGAGACCACCAAAAUCGUGCCAGUGGAUAUGCAGAAGGCGUGGAACCAAAGCAUCUCCUCCCUGGAGAGCAUCGCUUCCCCACCGGGCACUGAGAGCGGACCUCAGCACAGGAGAUUCGCCUGCCCCGUGCUGGAAGAGCAACCCCGAUCGGCGAGCCAGGCGACGCCGGAGCAGAGCUCCUGCUUCCAGUUCCCCAGCCAUGUCUCGAAGAGCGGCCGGGCGCAGAGCGACAGCAGCCCGGAGGGUGCUGAGCAGCAGGAGCUGCAGCCUUUGAUGGCCACGGAGGAGCAGGGCAGGAUGCUGCCCACCACGGUGGAGCCCAGAUGGUUGACGUUCAACAGGGCGAGCCACCUCUGA